Cladophialophora yegresii CBS 114405 is the source of this 309-nucleotide messenger RNA. RefSeq lists its product as uncharacterized. The transcript has 3 exons. The coding region runs from base 1 to 309 and encodes 102 amino acids. Gene Ontology annotation, cellular component: membrane. Gene Ontology annotation, molecular function: transmembrane transporter activity. NCBI's taxonomy places the organism in Eukaryota, Fungi, Ascomycota, Eurotiomycetes, Chaetothyriales, Herpotrichiellaceae. The record is from RefSeq and is a predicted model, not a curated record.
AUGGCAGUAGCACCGUUGAUCUACUCGUGGUCCGCGGCCAACACUGCUGGAGAGACGAAGAUGAAGGUCACCACUGGGGCCCUCUUCAUAGCCCAAUGCGCUGGUAACGUUCUCGGACCCAACCUGUACACCACGGGAGAAGCACCGCUUUACCAUCGAGGGUUACUCUCAAAUCUUGCCUUGUUUGUCGUACUUAUUGGACUGUACGCCGCCCAAGUCUUCUACCUCAUGAUCCUCAACAAGAAGCAUUCAAGCACCCACAAACGCCUAGGGAAGCCUGCAUUUAUUAACGAUGUGUCCAUGAGCUGA